Molecule: messenger RNA, 3405 nt
Organism: Monopterus albus (swamp eel)
Lineage: Eukaryota; Metazoa; Chordata; Actinopteri; Synbranchiformes; Synbranchidae
Gene: kctd12b
Product: potassium channel tetramerisation domain containing 12b
Exons: 1
Coding region: 801-1652 (283 amino acids)
Biological process (GO): protein homooligomerization; regulation of G protein-coupled receptor signaling pathway
Cellular component (GO): signaling receptor complex
Molecular function (GO): protein binding
Source: RefSeq, a predicted model, not a curated record
CUGGAACAGCAGAGACGCGUCACCGCGGAUGUGGGCGUGGUUUGCGGGGAUGAAUAACGUUGUAGCCUCCGUUACGUUGCAGCAGAAUCAGAGUCUGACAAGGGACAAGACCAGGGGGGGCUGAACAGCUGACCAGCUCGCGUAAAUCUGAGCCGCAAGUGAUGGAAAAGACGGAGACCUUUUUAUACAUCUUCAUCGUCUCUCACUACAUCUGGAACAUCGUCUUUAUCUCGUGGCUGUUCAGCUGGACACCUACAGGUCUAACCAACUAUGGAUUGCUUAAUUGAAGUUGGGCCACCUGAUCCUGUUUGCGGAAGGGCAAGUAGCCAAAUAUAGAGUGACAGAAGUCGUUAUGGACAGUUGUGCAAAUCGUGCAUUUCCUUCUCAGACACCUGCUAUGAAAAGUAGACUUUCAUCAUCUGGAAACCAAACCGAUUUCCGCGUAAAGGACAUGGACACUACGGUUAAAUUCAACGCUGCCUGAAAUGCUCUGCGCUAUGUUUUAGUAAUUAUGGGGAAAAGCUGUAGUUAGAAUAGCGGGCGUGCUUGUGUGACUCUUUUGUCUCUGCCGACUUUGGUGUGAGUGGCAGCCAGCUGUGAUAUGCGCGCAUAUCAACUGUGCGCUACAGUUUAGCCGCGACUCUCCGCAGCAGUACCUGCAAUCUUUGACAAGGCUCAUCAACCACUGUGAAAGGUUCUGCUGAAAAUAUCGUUUCAAGUCCUGCAAUUAGAAGUUUCAGUACAAUUUAAGAGAGUUUUUAAAGCUGCGUCCAAGUACACCUGUGUGCCAGGAGGGAGCUAUGGCUUUACCAGAUGGUGGUAUAUCUGGGGAGGAAGUACCCUUCCCAGAGAUUAUAGAGCUCAAUGUUGGUGGUCAAGUGUAUAUAACCCGCUACACUACCCUCACAAGUGUGCCAGACUCUCUGCUAUGGGAGAUGUUCAGUCGAAAGUCAACCAAAGGACUGGCCAGGGAUACCAAGGGGCGCUUCUUUGUAGACCGUGAUGGUUUCCUGUUCCGCUACAUCCUGGACUACAUGCGGGACCAACAGCUGGUCCUUCCAGACCACUUCCCAGAGCGUGGGCGACUGCAGAGGGAGGCUGAGUUCUUCAACCUGCCAGAGCUUGUUAAGCAGCUGGCACCCAAAAUCAGCAAGCAGAACUCCCUGGGCGAUGAGGGAUGUCAGAGCGACCCAGAGGACUCCUCGCCUGGGAUCGACACGGCCCGCAACCUCGGCUCCCUGGGUGCUGCUGCUGCUGCCUGUGCCAGCCUGGUGCCCAGUGCCAUGGACGGCAAACGGUCCGGGUUCAUUACUAUUGGUUACCGAGGCUCUUACACCCUAGGCCGUGACAGCCACACUGAUUCCAAAUUCCGCCGGGUGGCACGGAUCAUGGUGUGUGGAAAGACCUCCCUGGCCAAAGAGGUGUUUGGGGAGACGUUGAAUGAGAGCCGUGACCCUGACCGCCCCCCUGAGCGCUACACAUCCCGCUACUAUCUCAAGUUCACCUUUCUGGAGCAGGCCUUUGACAAGCUGGCCGAUGCAGGCUUCCACAUGGUGGCCUGUAAUUCCACGGGAACCUGCGCCUUUGCCCACGAGCAGACAGACGACAAGAUCUGGACCAGCUACACUGAAUAUGUGUUCUACCGUGAGUGAGACUAUCGGCUUUGUACCCCUGGUCCCCCACCCUGUCUCCAAGUGCCCCCUUCUAGCCUCCAGCCAUCCUGUCUUUCUCUCUCUGAUGGCUCCUGCACCAGUAGAUGUACUGUAGAUGUUGUGCGCUUCCAUCUCUAUCUGCAGCCUCCAGCUUUUAUCCUGUGAACAGUACCCAGCAGCUGCUCUGACUCUUCAUAUCUUCUCUGCAGGUCGAAUCUGCAGCCCUCCCCCUCAACCCCUAAUCCAUCCCCCCCUCAUCCUCAGGUCCAGCUUCUGCCCUUGUUUCAGCCGUCGUUUCAUCUAGCUGUAGUCCCCCAGUCCUCAACCGCAGCAACCCCACAGCCUUUUCCUGCAGAGAUUGAUAUCUUCUAUGUACAAUUUCUCCUUUUGUAUAUAUUGCAUCUGCCUUGGUGAAGCACAAUACUAUAUCCAAGAGCUAAUUUUGUUAAACAAGCUCCCUGGUGUCCCUAUAUGACCACUGAACCAGUCAUAAGGGCAUAAGGGAAAGGGCUUCACAGAGUGGCCAUCAUGUACAAAGCUAUACUUUACCUGCUUACUCGAGCAGAUCGAACUCUCUCCUACGCCCCUGAAUUAAAUUACCAAAUAAUUGGACAUCUUAGCAGCCUCAAGGGAUAUGAGCAGCCUCAGCACAAAAAAAGUCUAACACAAAAAUCAAAUUUUCUUCAGUUUUUAUUAAAUGUGUCCAGUACCAUGUGGUUUGAAGAUGUGCUCAGAAAAGCUCAACUUUAAAGAAGUCUCGUAGACAGAAUGGGGAAAAAAGGUUGUUGGAUGAAGUGUGUGUAUUGAUUGUGGGCAAUGGAGCUUUCAGUAUUUUAAUCACCCACACACAGAGAGAAAGCAGAGGGGAUGGAAGGUGUUACAUCACUUGCAUCCCACUGCUUUCUUUCUUUUUUUAUUAUUUUUUUAUUAUUAUUUUGCUCAUUGUGCUUCUUGGACACUUUUCUGCUCAAUGACAUAUUUAAGAGCAAUUUUACAGUGAAGCAUUUCUUGGGGACAGACUUCACACCAUGACUACAUGUUGUUUUCCCUGAAAGAAAAUGUGGUAGUCGCCUUAGGGAAUCACGUUUUGAGUGUUCUGUAAACAAUGAUGUUAAUUCUCGGUUCAGUGUUAGUUGAAGCUGUUGCAUAUUUGAUGAUAGCUCUCACUUAUUGUAAGUGAACACCCAUGUGAAAGGGUGGGAUUGUGCUGUAGCCAGCCAAAGCCCAAUGUUUUCUCAACACUGUAGCACGGGCAUUGUGAGGGCAGUUAAUAGUGAGCUUGUAUAACUUAAAGUAAUAGAGCAGUGAGUUAAUUAUUUCCAGUUACAGCCUCAGGACAGGUCUGCGCAUCAUAUACCUCAGACUAAAAGACAAACUGAACUUCCUAAAUCCAACAAAAGAUCCAGCUAAUGACAUGAAAAUGCAGACACAUUUAGGAAAAUCAAAAGGAGGCUUAAUAUAAAGUGAAAUUUGAGUUGAGAAACGGUGAGCAAGGCAGGAUAGUGCAGUAUUUCACCUGAGUUAUAAGCUGUCAGGUCGUAGCAUUGACAGAACAGCUGACAGUGACAACAAAUGUGUUCUGAAACGUCUAGAAACCACAAUGUUAUGUUUCAGGGUGAUGAAGUGCUGUUGACAUCCAAGUCGGUGUGUUAGACCCGCUGCAGUGUGUCGCUGCAGGCAUAGAAAGCACAGUUUUUUUUUAAGUGUUCAGCAAAAAGCAAAUUGAUUUGUCAAAUAAAAGAUGUUUUCUUUC